CGUCAUUUCACAUCGCUACAGUAGGACGGAGAACGUCAGGACUCAAUUUCAUCAUAUUUCUCUUACAACUGUAGUGGAGAAUUGCCUACUAUGAACUGAAACUCUUCCUAAAACCAAAAACAAGUAGAUCCUAGUGAAGUGACGCAUAAGCCAGUAGAUUCCAGUGUCGAGUUGUAAUUUUUUGCACCUCAAUGUAGCUAGAGGAAAUGGCUGUGGAAAGCAUGACUGUCCAUCCAAACUCCCCAACUACCAACCACGAACACAACAGUCUCCUGACUGACGAAAGGCCAGAAGAUGGGGAGCUGGAGGAGGGUGAGCUGGAAGACGACGGGGGAGAUAUGGAAGGGGAAGGGGCUGUGCCCGCAGCAGGAGUCGUCGGAGACGGCGGCGAUGAAGCGGGCGGCGGAGGAGGUGAAGCGGUAGGGGACGGGGCCGGGGAGAGGCCUCGGCGGAGUAAGGAGCGUCACGGCAGCACUGAAUCAGACGACGAGAGAUCCCACCGCCGCAAGAGGAAGAGGAAGAAAGAACGGGAGCGAGAAAGAGAGAAAAGGCGAUCCAAGAAGAAACGCAAAUCCAAACACAAACGUCAUGCGUCCUCUGAUGACGAUCACUCGGACUUCAGCGAUGAAUCAGACUACUCUCCCAGUGAGAAGAGGAAGUAUAGAGAGUACAGCCCCCAGUACCCCCCUCCUUCUCACGGGGGCUACAGUGGCUCGAAGAAAGGCAGCUACAUGAAGAUGGACAAGCAGAGCUACGGAGGCUAUGACGAAUAUGAGGAAGACAACUACGAGGGAGAGGAAGAGGAGGACAUAGUGGAUGAAGACUAUGAUGACUUCACCAAGGAACUCAACCAGUACCGCAAGGCCAAGGAGGGAGGAGGCGGCCGCGGACGAGGGGGCAAAGGUCGCAUGAAGGGCCUGAGAGGCCGUGGAGGAAUGAGGGGAGGGAGGAGGGGAAGAGGAGGUCUCAGAGGAAGAGGAGGCCGAGGCGGAGGAGGCAAGAUGGGUGUAGAUAACGACGAUGGAGAUGGUUACGGAGAUGAGAUGGAGGUGAGUGGUGGUGGUGGUGGUGGUGGUGAUGAUGAUUAUGACAACAUGGGGGAUGAUGACUACGAUGACUAUUCAAAGGAGCUCAAUCAGUACAAGAAGUCCAAAGACAGAGGUAGAGGUGGUAAAGGUUGCCGUGGGCGAGGCAGAGGUAAAGGAGGACGUGGUAUGCUCAGAGGAGGAAAAGGUCGAAACAGAGGAAGAGGGAGAGGUGACAUGGGGAACGACGACGACAACAACGGAGACAUGGACAAUGGGGUAAGGUCGUUUGAUGGAGGUGGAGGUGAUAUUGGACCAGGACCAGGGAGGAGAAAUCAGAACGAAAAGCACCAGGACAAGAAAGGAAAGGCCAUCUGCAAGUACUACAUUGAGGGCAGAUGUACCUGGGGGGACCACUGCAACUUCAGCCACGAUAUCGAACUGCCGAAGAAGAAAGAGCUGUGCAAGUUCUACAUCACUGGAUUCUGCGCCCGAGCCGACCACUGUCCUUACAUGCAUGGUGAAUUUCCCUGUAAGCUGUUUCACACCACUGGAAACUGUGUCAACGGUGAUGAGUGCAUGUUCUCCCAUGAAACCCUCAAUGACGACACUCAGGAGCUGCUAAACAAGAUGCUGGCGGAGGACGCUGAGGCCGGCGCUGAAGACGAGAAGGAGGUGGAGGAGCUGAAGAAGCAGGGCAUCAACCCCCUCCCCAAACCCCCUCCUGGCGUAGGCCUCCUCCCCACUCCUCCUCGGCCUGUUCCUGUCGACAACAACGCAGGGCCUGUAGAUUUUGGAUGUCCUCCACCAGGUGACUUUGGGGGUCUUCCUGGACCCAACCAGGGGCCCAUGCCUAACAAAGUCCCCCCAGGACCAGGGCCUAUUCCUGGGCCUAACCCUUGUGCAGGUCCCCCUGUCCUCAGCCCUGAUGGAAGUCCCUACCCAGGGGGACCCCCAAAUCCUGCUGGCCCUCCUCCUCCUCACAUGGGCCCACCACCUCCUGGUUGUGGAGGCGGAGGAGGUGGGGGUAAAAAGAUCCCCUCCUUGUUUGAGAUUAAAGUUCAGCCGACAGGGCAGCUGGCUCAGAAGCUUGCCGUAAGAAGCCAGACACCGGCAGGCAACCAGGGUCAGGCCGCAGCUCCUGGACCCCAAGGUGCCCCUGGUGCCCCUCCUCCUCGCUUCCCCGCUCCACCAGGCAUGAUGCCCCCGGACAUGCAGAACAUGGGCCCCAUGAAUCAGGGGCCACCCAACAUGGGCCAUGGCGGACCGCCCAUGAUGGGAGGAUUUGGGUCCGGUGAAGGCCCUCCAAUGCCUCCAGGUCCUCCUCAGGGUGGAGGAAACUUCUUCAAUAACUUUUUCAAUCAGCCAGAGGGUAUGGAGAUGGAAGGAGUGGUGCAAGAAGGUGACAACUACCAGGGCUUUUCCGGCAUGGACGAGAGAGGAGGCGCAGGGAACUUUGGGAAUCAGUCGGGUGGCCAAGAAGGCUCUGCUAACGGAGCGUCGGCCAAUCAGGGAGGGAUCUCUGUGCCUGACUUCUUGCCGCCAGCGCAGCGCGUCCUGUUCAUGAGGAUCCAGCAGAAGCAGCAGGAGGAGGAGGAGAGAGCUCGCAGGAUGGCGGAGGGAGGAGCAGAGAAGACGAGAGACACUGAAGGUGACUCAGGGAACUGGUACUCCAGUGAGGAUGAGGAUGGCGGCGGUAGCGUGACGUCCAUCUUGAAGACGCUCCGUCAGCAGACCCAAGUUCCUCAAAAGUCUGACGGCCCCCCGAGCGACCCUCGCCUCCAGAAGGCCUGUCCUGCCAACCCUCCUCCUCGUCCAGCGGAUCCCCGCUUGGCUCGGGACCCUCGUCUGGCCCGUGCAGUAGAGUCGGCUCAAAGUUCUGAUUCCAGCCACUCCAUGCCGGCUCCGUCUUCCUCAGGGCCUCCUGCAGACCCUCGGUUAGCCCGGCUAGCUGCUGCUACCUCAGCUGGAGCAGCCUCACAUUCGCCUCCUGCUCUUAAACAAGAGCCGCCCCUGAUUUACAAACCACCGCCGCUCACGACCCCGACAGUGGAAGAGGAGGAGACGGAGCGGGUUUUACGGGACAAGCCGGUGCCGAUCCCUCUGGACCCCCUCAUGGGUAUGGCUCUUAGAGACCCUCGUUCACAGCUGCAGCAGUUCAGCCACAUUAAGAAAGAUAUCAUGCUGCACAUGCCCGCCUUCUCCAAAACCAUCACCUGGUCACCUGAAGACCUCCUCCCGCUCCCUAUCCCCAAGCAGGACCUCCUUCCGCUCCCUCCAGGCAUUCCUCCCGUCUCCUCCCUAGAUCCACGUCUAUCCCGCACCCAGCAGCAGCUCCACCCGACCCUCCCUCAUUCGCAGCCUCCUCCUGUACAACCCCCACCCUCCUUUGACACCCCUCCCCCCUCCUCCUCCACUUCCUCCCUCCCAGACUUUGAGCUGCUCUCUCGAAUCCUGAAGACUGUCAACUCCAGCCCGUCCCAAACCCCCUCCCCUCCUCUUAUACCCACCCCUGCUCCCCCUAUGUCUCUGCUGGGUCCACCUCCACCCGUGCCUCCCUCGCCUCCAGAAAAGCCGGUUGACCCCCGUAUGGCCCGUAAAGGUCCCACAGAUCCCCGUCUCCAGCAACAAAAAUCGGCAUUGAAGCAGCCGUCAGAUCCAACACCUCCUCCCACCUCCUCUGCGUCCCCGGCAACAACAUCCGGCUCCUCCCCGCCCACCAUCGCACCCUACGACCCCAGGCUGCUCUCCUCAGGCGGGGUGGGGCGCGGUGUUGGGGCCGGGGCACCAGGGGGAGCCAGCGUGCUGAGCAGCAUCAGUUUGUAUGACCCUCGGACUAACAAACCAGGCAGUCCUGGUCCCAGCAGCGGCUCCCCAAACUCAUCCAGCACAGAGUCCAAACCCAGCGACUCCACGGCAGGUAAACCCAAAUCUAAGGAGCCCCUGUUUGUUCGGAAGUCUGCGUUGGACCAACCGGAACCGGAGAAAACCGGAGAGCAAGGAACCGAUAGAUACAACAGCUAUAACAGACCCCGACCCAAACCUGCACCCUCGCCUAACUCCACGGCGCAGGGAGGGCUCGCUGCAGCUGGGGCAGCCGCCACUGGAGGAGGAGGUCAGGGUGCUCUAGGAGCCGCGACAGACCAGGGUCCUGCAGGAGUCCACAACCUACCCGUGUCCUCUUUAUUUGGGGUGGUGAAGCAGGCAACCAAGCCUGGCGGCACCGGUAGCCCGUUUGGAGGAAACAGUCCGGCGCAGUCUGAGCAGGCGGCCACUGAGCAGGACAACGCCUCACUGAAGGACGUUUUCAAAGGCUUUGACCCCACGGCGUCGCCUUUCUGCCAGUGACCACCGGCCU
Molecule: messenger RNA, 4383 nt
Organism: Scomber japonicus (chub mackerel)
Lineage: Eukaryota; Metazoa; Chordata; Actinopteri; Scombriformes; Scombridae
Gene: zc3h4
Product: zinc finger CCCH-type containing 4
Exons: 14
Coding region: 207-4373 (1388 amino acids)
Biological process (GO): negative regulation of DNA-templated transcription
Cellular component (GO): nucleus
Molecular function (GO): RNA binding; metal ion binding
Source: RefSeq, a predicted model, not a curated record